Messenger RNA from Porites lobata, 8463 nucleotides. The record is from the annotation of a GenBank genome assembly. Lineage: Eukaryota; Metazoa; Cnidaria; Anthozoa; Scleractinia; Poritidae.
AUGGACAAUGUAGAUUGUGUGGUUGAGCUUUUGAACCAUAAUGCUGAUAUAACUAGUAAAGAUGAGUUUGGAAAGACAGCUUACGAAACAGCCAUUAUACACAAAUGCGAAAAGUCAGCAAGAAUUCUUAAAAGUGAAGGUUAGUAAAGUUAAUAUAAUCUUAAAUGUUACAAGCCUACAAUCAGGGACAAAAGUAGUUGACACACUUGUUUUAAAACGGGUGCUUUUAACAAACAUUUAAUUCAUUUAUUAUUUCAUUCUUUUUAAACGCCGUAAAUCCCCUCACCCCCCGAAUCAAUGUUGUCUGAAGUAAAAAGAAGACUUGAGGGUCCAAAAUUCAACAUUGAUUUUGGGGGGAAGGGGUUGGGGUAGACAGGGGAAUUGAAGAGGAUAGGUAUUUAUUAUAUAUGUACUGAGAUUUACUGCAAAAUGAAUAUGUCAAAUAAAAAUGAUGCGUUGCAGAGUACACGCAAUCUGAUUGGUUGUACAAUUUUUCUCACUAGUGAAAAAUACCGUAUGACCAAUCACAACCCGCAGACGAAAGUUUUCACUAGUGACAAAAAUCGUAUCGAUUUUCCCGCCUUUCACUGACGGCGUCACUAGGCAAAAAAGGAAAACCAUGGCGUCUUCUUCGAGCAAUUCAAGGUUUGCAGAUAUAACUUCAGUAGAGGAAUUUAUUGAAGGACAAGAAAACGAAAACACCAGGAAGAAAACUGAACAGAAUGUUGCUUUGCUUAAGGAGUUUUUGAGGCUAAAAGAUGAGUCAAGGCCUGUAGAAGAAAUUCCCCCACACGAACUGAGUUCAUUCAUCAGCGAAUUUAUCAUAACAGUAAGAAAGAAAGAAAACAAUGAAGAUUACGAACCCACUUCCUUGCGUGCUAUGAUGGCCAGUUUUGAACGGUAUUUAAAGAAGAAGAAUUACGGCUACAGCAUUAUGAGAGACGUCGAGUUUGAAAAAGCACGAACGGCAUUAAAAUCAAAACAAAGAGAUCUCAAGAAGAAAGGCAAAGGCGAUAAACCAAACGCUUUCAGUUGGUCUUUGUGUUGAUUUCACCGCGCAAUUGAUAGUUGUUAACAUUAUCUUGUAAUAUCUCAGUACAUAUAUAAUAAACAAAUUACCUCAUGGUUGGUUCGCUUGUACGAUUUUUAUUCACUCGUUGUGAAGAAUCGCAAACUCACUCGUUCGCUGCGCUCACUCGUUCGUUUUCGAUUCUUCACAACUCGUGAAUAAAAAUCGUACGCACUCACCAACCAUGAAGUAAUCUCUAUAUCCACUAUGCAAAAAGGGGCCAUUUUAUGGAAGUAUGUCAACACUUUUGUCCCUCAUUAUCUGAAUGCAAAAUAGACCUUUUCAAGGUUAACACCGCCAUUUUGCCGGGGGUGCAAAACUACUGGGGCGAGCGCGCGGCCGAGCAUGAAAUGCAAAUGGCAACACGGCUGAAUAGACCUUUUCAAGGUUAACACCGCCAUUUUGCCGGGGGUGCAAAACUACUGGGGCGAGCGCGCGGCCGAGCAUGAAAUGCAAAUGGCGACACGGCUGAAUAAUCUGUUAACAUGCCAAAACACGCUCGUUGUGCGGUAGGUUUUUGCGAUAAUGAUAAAAGAUAUCCCGACCUUGCUUUUGUCAGAUCACAUGUGGAGAAUUUAGUAUAUCACAAGUGGCCAACCGACCCUAAACUUGCCGAAAUAUGGCGAAAACAAGUGGCGAAGACUCGAAGUGAUUCCUUCAAUCCUUCCCCUGGUGCUAGUGGGACUUUCGUGUGUUCAAAUCAUUUCCCAUGUGGACGAAGAACUCCUGAAAACCCUAAAACGGAUUUUCCGUCUAUUUUUAUGACUGUUUCGGAUUACCUGCAGAAAAAAAUCACCCAAGAAAAGGAAAGCGAACAAGUUACAAGAAGCUGGUUCUGCAAGAAGCCUGUUCCCUAGCUCCAAGGAGUCAAAGCAGGAUCCUGAGGAGAGUGAUAGUGAUGAUGAACAAAUGGAAGCAGAUGCAGAUUACUCCGUUUCAGUUCCAAUGCAAUUCGAACAGUUGACAAGAGAAAUGGAAGUAAAAGUCUACACAGGUCUGCCAUCACCGAAAGCAUUCGAGUUCUUGUUCGAUUAUUUGAGCCCAAAGGCUCGGUUUAUGCAAUAUUGGAGGGUGGAAAACAAACAAGAAAAGAAUCGUCUCAACCUCCCUCUCCUUUUGAGUUAGCAACUGGCUAUCUCAAAGGAAGACCUGGGCCAGAGAGGAAGCUUCGACUUGAACAGGAGUUUUUACUGACUCUUAUGAAACUAAGACUAGCUCUUCUAACUUUUGAUUUGGGGUUCAGGUUCCAUGUGUCAGCUUCCACUGUCAGUAGUGUUUUUAUAACUUGGGUUAAGCUCAUGUCCAAGGAACUCUCCGUUUUAAUUGUGUGGCCUAGUCGACAACAGAUCAAGAAAACCCUCCCAUACUGUUUUAAAAAGCUUUAUCCCAAAGUAAGAUGUGUAAUUGACUGUUUUGAGUGCUUCACAGAAACUCCAAGUGGACUUGACCUGGCAGCAACACUAUGGGUGAGUACAAGCACCACUACACUUUCAAAGUCCUUGUUGCCAUCACCCCAAAUGGAGCAAUUUCAUAUGUUUCACCAUGUUAUGGAGGCAGGGCAUCUGAUAUUUUUAUUGUAAGGAAUAGUGGGUUUUUAAAAAUGAUUGAGCCUUACGAUGAAGUCAUGGCAGACAGAGGUUUUAAAAUCCGAGAGGACUUGAUGAUGCACAUGGCAACAUUAUGCAUUCCACCUAGUUGUGCAUCAUCUAUGCAAAUGCUACCACGUGAUGUCAGAGAGACAUCAAACAUUGCGAAUGUCAGAAUUUAUGUUGAACAAGCUAUUGGACGGCUCAAAGUUUUUCUUAUUCUGAAAAAUGAACUGCCUAUUACCCUGCUUCCCCUGGCUGAUGAUAUUGUUCGUGUCUGCUGUGCAUUGUGCAAUUUGCUUCCACCACUCUGUGUUUGAUAUUUUUAUUUACAAAUAUGCCAAGGUGACCGCAUAUUCAGUUUAGAGACUGGGGCAGGUUCAUUUGAGAACUGUUAACAUGUCAAUGAAAUGUGAAACUACUACUACACUGUACAUAGAUGACAUCGUUGUGUAUUUCAAGGCAUAAGAGCAAUACCUUGCAUUUUCUAUUUCAGAUUGAACAGUCCCCACAAAAGCUAUCUAAUGAACUUGGCUUUCUUUGAAUGGAGGUCCUUCCAUGAGUGAAUGAAAUGUUACUUUUUGUACAAAACAAUUUUGUUUAAAUUAUCAUGAAAUACCGGUAUAUUUCCAAAUCAAGUUGUAUUUACAUAAUGUUAAAUUGAUUAAGGAAUUGAAAUUUGCUAUUAGAAAUGUGCGUAAUUAACCGUAGCAACAGGAAUGUUCAUACAACAUUUUCAUAACAUUUCAUAAAAAUGCAUCAACAAAACAAUACUAAACAAUAAGUGGCUAUAAAAAAAAUAUAUAGAAAUGUGUAAAUAACUCUGACUUUUCUCCAUGUCUAACUUAGUAGAAAUGAAAAUGCAUCCAACAUUCUUAAAUUGUUUCUACAUGUAGAAAAAUAUUACAUGAUGCAAUUAAAACAUUUUGUAGGUUAUACAUGUACUUCUUGGACUGGUGUAUUAAAGUUCUUAACACCUUGUGAAUCUAUGAUUUUGUCGAUUUGAUGUUUGGGAUUAGUUACAGCUGUAUGUGACCAUGUGGUGAAACUUCUCCUUGUGAACAGUAAUUAAAAUUCAAUGUACAGUACAUGUAUUAAUCUGAAAUCCAGUAAUUACAAAUUAGGUCUGCAGAACUUGUUAUGUCCUCAUGGUUAGUGCACCAAGCAUGGACAGCUUUUUUACAGACUGUGCAAACAUGUUCUCCAUUCACAGGGAUACUCUUAAGACCACAAACUGGGCAGACAUGAUUUACAGUGUUUGAGUUAUCAGUUUGUUCUUCUUCCUCAGGUAAGUUCAAGUCAAGUUCAUCAUCCCCAGCAUCAUGUAUGUUUGCUGCAUCAGCCAGGCAGCUCUGGCAAAUCCAAGAGUCGAGUGCAUCUGCAGAAUUCACACUGAGUUCAGCACAUGGCAAAUGCCACCAAGUGCUGCAGCGGUCACAGCAUACACUGUUUUCGUUUGCAGAAUCACGUAUUUCAUCACUCUCCAAAAUAACCUUGUCACACUUGGGGCACUCAAAAAUGUCCCUGUAUCCUAACAGGCAAGGUAACACAAAAGAUUUGUAAAAGAGAGUGAUAUUGUUCACAACUUUCAGACAAAAUUCCAAGUCAAGUUCUACUCGUUCAUACAAUGGUUGGCCGCCCAGAGUCCAAACAAUAAAGAAGCCAUGAUUGGCACCACAAACCCACAUCUGAGCUUGCAUUUGGGUGUAAUAUUUGUGCGGCGUUUCAAGCGGGGCUUUCCAUUAAAAUCUUCAAGAAAUUCCACACGGUCAAAUGUCUUUUUUUUCAUGAAUAUUUUCAUUUCUCACACUGUAGGGACAUUUUGCUUCCAGUGUUGCCAGACCACAACAAUGGCAAAAAAAAAACAGGCCGUCCGGGGAACCCGCAAGGAAGGGGUGUCGGGUUUGAUGAACAAUCCACACUGUCUAAAGCCCUGUAGGCCACCAUCAUGUUGAGAGGCCACAUCUGACAUGAAUGAUUUUAUGGCAUCCUUUUCAUGGGCAUUCCCCACUUUAUCUGUGGCAUAUGUGAGACAUCAUCGCUUUUAUUCAACAGGCUUGACACCAUUGAACUGUAAAUGGGUUUUUGUCAUUGUCACUUUUUCUGUUGAUGAUUGUUUGAGCCUUGGUGUGAAAUUUGUGAAAAUUUCACGCAGUCACUCUCCCAACUCUUUGUUGAUGCCAAGAGUCAUUGUUACUCUGGCCACGAGUUUCAGUUUCCACCCUUUUCACUUGGUCACUCGUCAUCUGACAUUCUUUUAAAAAGAGUGGGGCGGUAUAUUCAAUGGUUUUCCUUUCAUUUCUUGGGAUGACAUGAAGCUAAGGGCUCUCUGAGGGAAGAGGUUCGGGUAGGCCGUCAUCUUUAGUGUGCUCGAUAGAGUGAAGUAAACAAGCAGAUGGGACAUUCUCAAUUACUCCAUUGAUAAGAGCUGACACCCUUUCAUUGGUCAGCUGCCUAUCCUGGGGCUUUCGUGGGUCAAAGUUGUUCUUUAAAGUUAAAUUGGCUGCCUGUUCUUUGGGACUGUCCUCCCGAGUCUUUUUGUCUUUCUGAAAGACAAGGUUUUUAUUUGAGUUGGAGCUACAUCCUUUCUAGUUCCUUUGUUCCAUCCUUGUGGAACGCUUGUACAUGCAGGAGAUAUGUAAGCUUUCUUGUGUGCAAAAUUUACUUUAUAUAGCAAAGCUAUAACAUGAUUGCAAACUUCACCAGUACCUGCUGUACAUGUACACCAAGAGGUUAAGAUUUUGCAUUCACUUUUUGUGCCCUCUAAACAAACCCAGACCUUAUGCGGGUCAUCACGAAUUUUUUGUGAAGGGGAUACAGAGCCUUUCAAGAACACAUGCUUGCUGUUAAUUGGGCAUUUAGCAAAGAACACUGUGUCUACAAAGCCACUCAUCCAAUAAGAACAGGCCUUCUGAUCCUUGUAUUUUCCAAUAUAGUCGACAUCUACGGCUUUAGUCCUCAAAAUAUAACUGAACAAUUUGCCAUCAUCGACCUCUGGCCAUUCCUUUACGUCGUCAAUCCAAGCGUCACUCGGUAACAUGUUUGGAUCACUCUUAAUUUCAUUUUUAGUCAGCCUCCUUGAAUACUCGUCUUUUAUCUGCUGAUAAAUUUGCUCCUGGGAAAACUUCACAGGCACAUUGAGUUCGUAGGCUCCAAACGCUCUAGCGAUCAGCUCAGACUUUCUGCCCGUUUGCUUGAGUCCCCGUAGCGAAAGAAAAUCCUUUAACGAGGAAACAGUCCAACCGAGGAAGUCCUCGUAUUCAAGAACUUCCUCUGCUUGUCGAGGCAUCACAAAUAAUUUUGUGGCCGCUCUACCGGAGUGGUAGCGGCAAAAAUAGAAAAGGAUUUCAAACUAACAGUUUCAGUACACGUGUUUUGAUCCUAGAUUAAGAUAUUUCGAUAUUUCUUCGCAGGUAAUUGCAACUCGAUGAGUCAGCCAUUUGCAUUUUAUUGUUUGGCCGCGCGCUCGCCCCAGUAGUUUUGCACCCCCGGCAAAAUGGCGGUGUUAACCUUGUAAACUUCUAUUGUGCUACUGCACACAAGUUGAGCCGUGCAUGACGCUGAUUUUAACUGAAAUUAAAGGAAUCAAUGACAUAAUUAUGUUGUUGGUGGUAGGGGUGACAUUGACUUAUUCACGACCGAAUUAUAGGGCCAAUUUGAAUUACUUGAUGAGGUAAUAAAAGGGCUGCAAUAUCCAGAAUUAACGUCGAUAUGGUUUACAAGCUGAAAACUGACGCUGAAACUCGCGCACAUGUACAACUUUUGAUGAAUUUCAAGGGUAUGCGUGCUGAAAAUAUUUUAAAUAAAGUGAAUAUUUCUCGUUCGUCACUUUAUCCGAUUGUUAAGGCACAAACAAUCACGGGUAGGGUAAGGAUUGACACAUGUCACACAUUGUCACUGGCCGGCCACGGAAAUAUGGAGCGUUAGUGAGGAGCGGCCGUCGGAGCGUUCAAUAUCGAAACUACGGAAAAGUGAAGGUAAUUCAUGGCCAAUUCAAUAAAAAAAACUAAGGACAGCGUAGCAAACAUUGCAAGUGUACACGAAAACAAUUACUUUCAAUCCCACCUCGUGACACCCUGUGUGACAUGAUAACGCAAUGCAAAUAGCGUGACAUGAGCGCAUAUGUCUGUGUAUUUGGACUGCAUUUCUUAAGCGAAACCCCAUGUUUCUGGCUAUUGUCGGCAGAGAAAAUGAAAAGAGAGCUUUGAAACGUAAACUGGUAUUUGACUCUCAAAGAAAACGACAGCUCAAACUGAGGAAAACACUGCUUCCUUCGUGUUACAACGGUUAACCACGUUUCAGCAAACGGAAAGUAACAUUAGUCUUUUAUGACCUCUUAAUGUCGAUAUGUAUUCUUGUGGUUAAUCGUUGAAACUCCUUAUUUGCACCACAUCGCUGGAAUUUUUCUCGCCAAGAAUAUCUAUUACGAAGCACUUUCUACAUAGCAGAAUCUUUUUUUGCCUUUUGUGAGGAAUUAACGCAUAAAAAAGGAAGAUUUUCCAGCGCACGGCCGUCAUCGAUCACGUGUUAUCCCGCUUUCCUUGUCAUCAAGUGAACUACUGAGCCAAAGUAAUUGCUGUUUUGAUGAUGAUACAAACUGGUGUGUCUACCUUGAAAACCAUUUCUUUGGCAUUCUGUGAUUUACGAGCAGGGAAAUGAAAUAGUUGCCCAUCCAACAUCAAUAAAAAAUCAUGUCACUGAAUAAAUGGCAGGCGGUCAUCUAAAAUCAUUACAACUAAAGUACAUUCCUAAGGGAGCAUUCAUAAUUUACCUAGAGGGUGGGCUAUGAUGAUUUUGAGGGGGGGGUCACUCUUUCUCCCUACUAUGAUUUAGGGGGUGCUGUGGAAAAUUUCCAACGAAAAUUACAUUGAGCAUAGGGGGGGGCAACCAUAGUUUCCUGAAAAAGAAAAGGAAAUGAAAAUAUGCUGUUGGACGCUCUUAUAAUUCCUGUCUUUUAUUUCAUUUCGACAAAAUGUUGAUACAGAACUAGAGUAUGAAACUUGAUGCAUGACGCCCACUUCUUGUGUAAUUUAUUGCCAGGAAUUCUGCUGCUCUAUGUGUUAUCGGCGUGUUUGAAAUUAGCCUGCGUCACAAACGGAACUUAACCUCUGAGUCUAACCGUGAUUAGAUCAUGUUCAUCUGCGACGCAGGCUAUGAAAUCAGAGCGAGACGAACGCAAGGCAAGAAAGGAUAUCGUUUUCAGUUUUAGUUAUUCGUUCCUGACUGAAAAUGUAUUGCAGCCACUUUCUAAUUAACUGUUUUGUCCUUAUCAUUUAUUUUACACAGAAAGGAAAUGUGCCACCAAACAAGGACCCAGUCGCCGCCCUGCAGUACCUAUUGGGACCCCCCCUGAACUGAAAGUGUCAGACCAGACUCACCAUGAUUGAUAAUCUGUUGUAAGACCUGUCAGAAUAUAUUCUGGACCUGUACAGGUUCUGAUUGUACCGUAAGACGGCACAUAUCUGCUUUUUGCACGUUUUACAGCUGUCUGGUAUAUAACAGAAUGAUUUCUUUUUAAGGAGAAUUUUUGCCUGAAAAUUGUCAUACCAACCGAGCCCUAACAAACAGGAUGUAAAUGUGGUAGACUAUAUUGUUGUUAAAUACUAAAAAUAGACAUAGCAGGAUACAAAUAACCCGCUCACACUCUUUGAUAGUCGGGACGAGCGAAAAAGAAAGCGAGGCUUGCCCGUUUUUUCUUGCUUUCCGCUUGUUGUAAGCUUGUUGUAGACCGGCAACGGAACUUAUCUUUUGAACAAUAAUUUUAAAGAAUUAAAAAUAUUCACUCAUAAACGUACUUAAAAGCACUUA